Cladophialophora psammophila CBS 110553 is the source of this 4164-nucleotide messenger RNA. RefSeq names its product phosphoribosylformylglycinamidine synthase. The coding region runs from base 1 to 4164 and encodes 1387 amino acids. Gene Ontology annotation, molecular function: phosphoribosylformylglycinamidine synthase activity. Gene Ontology annotation, biological process: 'de novo' IMP biosynthetic process. Lineage: Eukaryota; Fungi; Ascomycota; Eurotiomycetes; Chaetothyriales; Herpotrichiellaceae. The transcript has a single exon. The record is from RefSeq and is a predicted model, not a curated record.
AUGGGUCAUCCACAAGUCUGCAUCAUCCCUGGAGCGUCAGCCUUUUCAGAAUUUCGGCGUCAGGCUCUUGCCUCCAAUGUUGGCGCCCGCGACGUUCAGGGACAGUAUAUUCACUAUGUGGAACUUGUGGGAUCCCUUGAAUCUGAGAGCCAUGCGCUACUGGAAAAAUUGUUGACCGACGGCCACCAUGUAGAUGCCCAGGAAAAGGAAGGCGAAUCUUCCACUGUCCUUUAUGUUGUGCCCAGGCCGGGCACUAUCUCUCCUUGGAGUUCAAAAGCGACCAACAUUGCUCAUGUUUGCGGACUUCGGAAAGUGGUUCGUCGAAUCGAACGAGGCAUCAAGGUUACGGUGUACCUUGACGAUGGACAGUCUCUGGGCGGAUCGAGCCUUGACUUCCUCCAUGACCGGAUGACAGAGACUAUCUCAGAAAAUGAGCCAGACCUCAACCUCUUGUUCAUGCACCACGAGCCUGGCGUACUGGGUACAUAUGACCUAUACAAUGACGGACAGACUCCCUCAGAGAUUCUUCAAGAUUUGAAUCGCAAGCUAGGUCUUGCACUCGAUCCGUCAGAGAUCCAGUAUCUUGUCGAAGCCUAUUCCAAAGACGGGCCAGUUCCGAGAAAGCCUACAGAUGUUGAGUUGUUUAUGUUUGCUCAGGUCAACUCAGAACACUGCCGGCAUAAGAUCUUCAACGCAAGCUGGACUAUCGAUGGAAAACCCAAGACUAACACUUUGUUUGGCAUGAUCAGAAACACGCACAAACAGACUCCGGAAGGCACCAUCAGUGCAUACAGCGAUAAUGCAGCUGUACUAAACGGCAGCAAUGGGAGUCUGUGGGCUCCUGACGAUCUCAACGGCCAAUGGAGAGCAACGAAGGAACCAGUACAUUUCCUUGUUAAGGUCGAAACCCACAAUCAUCCUACCGCCGUCUCCCCUUUUCCGGGAGCGGCGACCGGCUCAGGAGGUGAAAUCAGGGACGAAGGUGCAACAGGAAGAGGAGCAAAGCCCAAGGCCGGUCUCGCAGGAUUCUGCGUGUCCGACCUGCUGAUACCUGAUCACCACCAGCCGUGGGAGCUCGACUAUGGCAGACCCAAUCAUAUCGCUAGCAGUCUCGACAUCAUGCUCGAAGCACCAAUUGGAAGUGCAGCUUUCAAUAACGAAUUUGGUCGACCAUGUACUACCGGUUAUUUCAGAACGUUACUUAUCGAAAUGAAAACGGGCAAAGACUCUACUGAAAUCAGAGGCUAUCAUAAGCCUAUCAUGAUUGCGGGAGGCGUAGGUACUGUUCGACCCCAGCAUGCUCUGAAAGAUCCCGAGAUCGUCAAAGAUGGUGCGUUUUUGAUUGUCAUGGGUGGUCCCGCCAUGUUGAUUGGUUUGGGAGGGGGAGCCGCAUCGAGUGUCAGUUCUGGAGAAGGGUCAGCCGAGCUAGAUUUUGCCAGUGUUCAACGCGGCAACCCCGAAAUGCAGAGAAGGGCUCAAGAAGUCAUCAAUGCAUGUACCGCGCUUGGUUCGCAUAAUCCCAUCCUCUUCAUCCACGAUGUCGGUGCAGGAGGUCUGUCGAACGCCUUGCCGGAACUGGCCAAAGACUCCGGGCUUGGUGCGGAAUUCGAGCUUCGAGAUAUCGACUGUGCAGAUAAGAGUAUGAGUCCCCUCCAGAUCUGGUGUAAUGAGGCUCAAGAGCGGUAUGUUCUCGCGGUAGGACAGGAAGGUAUGAACAAGUUCAGGGCAAUCGCAAAAAGAGAGCGUUGCGAGAUCUCAGUUGUGGGAAGAGCCACGAGGCAGCAAGUGUUGAAGCUAACAGACCGUAACCACCCGACGAACGGCUCUGAUCAACAAGAUCCUAUCGACCUCCCAAUGGAAGUACUCUUCGGCAAACCACCUAAGAUGACUCGCGACGUGCUUUCACGCGAAGUUGAUUUACCAGGAUUUGAUACCAGCUUGAGCAUGUAUGUGCCCCAGGCGUCAAUGAGCGGUUUGCUUCAAGAAGCAAUUGACCGAGUGCUUCAAAUGCCGGCGGUCGGAUCCAAAUCCUUCUUGAUCACGAUAGGAGACAGAACAGUCGGCGGACUCACAGCUAGAGAUCAAAUGGUGGGACCAUGGCAGGUUCCUGUGGCAGAUGUAUCUGUUACAGCAACGUCACUUACCAGUAGUAUCAGAACCGGUGAGGCGAUGGCAAUGGGCGAAAAGCCAGCCAUUGCGCUCAUCUCUCCAGCAGCAUCCGCACGUAUGGCAGUGGCUGAAUCACUGAUGAAUCUCACUGCAGCAGACCUACCCGACCGUCUUCAUCAGGUCAAGCUCUCCGCAAAUUGGAUGUGUGCAUCUACUCAUCCCGGUGAAGGCGCUGGGAUCUACGAAGCUGUGGAAGCAUUGGGCAUGGAUCUGUGUCCCAAACUCGGUAUUUCAAUCCCUGUCGGUAAAGACUCCAUGUCCAUGAAGAUGAAAUGGACAGACCCCCAGAGCGAGGAUGCAAAGGAAGUCACGAGCCCCUUAUCAGUCGUGAUAUCUUCAUUCGCCCCCGUCCUAGACAUCAGGAAGACGUGGACGCCGCAGCUAAAACGGUACAGCGAAGUGGGCGAAUCUACGCUCUUCUUUGUGGACUUGGGUCUCGCGCACCGUGCCUUGGGAGGGUCCGCCCUCACACAAUCCUUCAAACAAAUUGGCGAUGAAGCACCCGACAUCCGCUCCGUCUCCUUAUUCAAAGACUUCUUUGACGCCACACAACAACUGCACGAACAAGGCCUCGUGCUGGCUUACCACGACCGUUCGGACGGUGGCCUCUUCGUGACCCUUGCAGAGAUGUCGUUUGCCGGUCGCUGUGGCAUAGAAAUCAUGAUUAACGACAUAUGUCCCACGCCGCACACGUCGGACGUAAUCUCCACUUUGUUCAACGAAGAAUUGGGAGCAGUAUUCCAGGUUCGCAAAUCUGAUGAGAAUCACUUCAAAGCCUGUUUCGCCACGUGCGGGCCCCCUCCUGGUCUCAUCCACAAGAUCGGCCGUGUAUCCACGAAAUCUUCCUCUCAAAACAUGGCUAUCUAUCACGGUGGGAAACUAAUCUACCGCGCGACUCGUGGUCAGUUACAACAAAAAUGGUCAAACACGUCAUACUGGCUUCAACGACUUCGAGACAACCCUUCAUGCGCGGACUCGGAGUACAACGCAAUCCUCGACGACGCUGAGCCAGGAUUGAGCUAUAACCUUACAUUCGAACCCAAGGAGAACAUCAAUACAUACAAAGCGUCCUUCCUCAAUUACAUGCGUCCCACUGCCCGACCACGUGUCGCCAUCCUGCGAGAUCAAGGCACUAAUGGCCACGCGGAGAUGGCGUUCGCGUUUGAAUGCGCCGGAUUCACUGCGGUAGACGUCCAUAUGUCUGAUAUCCUCGACCCGAAACCACACCAGUCACACCUCGGCGUGGAUCACGACCUCUCUUCCUUUGUAGGUCUCGCUCUAUGUGGCGGCUUCAGUUUCGGCGACUGUCUCGGUGCAGGUCAGGGGUCGGCGAAAUCGAUCCUCUUCCAUCCCACAACCCGGCGAAAAUUCCACACCUUCUUUGAAAGGCGAGACACUUUUUCAUUGGGCGUCUGCAACGGGUGCCAAGUCCUCUCCAAACUCAAAGAACUGAUUCCCGGGGCGGAGAAGUGGCCGUCUUUCGAGAGGAACGAGUCCGAACAGUACGAGGCGCGAGUCUGCAUGGUCAAAGUCUCUGACCCGCCUGUGGAGUCAGGCAUGGCGCCCAGCGUGUUCUUGCACGGCAUGAGCGGUUCUUCGUUCCCCAUCGCCGUCGCACACGGCGAAGGCCGCGCCUCGUUCACGAACGACCUCCCUCCGCCGCAUACGGGAAACAGGACCUGGGACGCGUCUCUCGCGCAUGACUUCACGUACGCCAACCUCGCGCCAAUCCGGUACGUGGACAGUAAAUCCCUGCAGCCCACCACGACGUACCCGGCCAACCCGAACGGGAGUCCUGCCGGGAUCGCCGGCGUGCGAAGCCAAGAUGGACGCGUGUUGGCCCUGAUGCCGCAUCCUGAGCGCACGAUCUUGGGCGGCGUGGCGAGUUACAUCCCCGAGCAGGCGAUGAUGGGGGAGAAGGAUGCAUGGGGCGACUGGGGCGAGCACGGGCCGUGGAUGAGACUCUUCCAGAGUGCGAGGAGAUGGGUUGGAUAA